Molecule: messenger RNA, 2713 nt
Organism: Scleropages formosus (Asian bonytongue)
Lineage: Eukaryota; Metazoa; Chordata; Actinopteri; Osteoglossiformes; Osteoglossidae
Product: ATP-dependent 6-phosphofructokinase, muscle type-like
Exons: 23
Coding region: 84-2435 (783 amino acids)
Biological process (GO): fructose 1,6-bisphosphate metabolic process; canonical glycolysis; fructose 6-phosphate metabolic process
Cellular component (GO): 6-phosphofructokinase complex; membrane; cytoplasm
Molecular function (GO): identical protein binding; ATP binding; AMP binding
Source: RefSeq, a predicted model, not a curated record
UGUCGCGCGCCUUUCCCGCCUUCGCCAAUUAACACGCGCCGUAUCCGCGGGACGCAAAGAUUUGUGAGAUCCCAUCUGUCAACAUGCAGCAGCCUCAGCCAGAUCCUACCCCAGUGGAGCCCACCAAAAUGGGCGUGGGACGGGCUAUUGCCGUGUUGACAUCUGGGGGGGAUGCCCAAGGUAUGAAUGCUGCCGUGAGGGCCACAGUCAGAGUGGGCCUUUAUACUGGCGCGAAGGUCUUUUUUGUUCAUGAGGGCUACCAGGGGCUGGUUGAUGGAGGUGACAAUAUCCGCCCUGCCACCUGGGAAAGUGUGUCCAUGAUGCUCCAGCUGGGUGGUACUGUUAUUGGCAGCGCACGUUGCCAGGAAUUCCGCACAAAAGAGGGCCGUGCCAAGGCAGCGUGCAACCUGGUAAAGCUGGGCAUCACCAACCUGUGUGUCAUUGGCGGUGACGGUAGCCUGACGGGGGCCAAUCAGUUCCGCAAUGAGUGGAGUGAGCUGCUGGCUGAACUCGUCCACGCUGGUAAGAUCACAUCUGAUGAGGCCAAGAAAUCCUCCCACCUCAACAUCGUGGGCAUGGUGGGGUCCAUUGACAAUGACUUCUGUGGAACGGACAUGACCAUCGGCACUGAUUCCGCCCUACAUCGCAUCAUGGAGGUAGUGGAUGCCAUCACCACAACUGCACAGAGUCAUCAGAGGACCUUUAUUCUGGAGGUCAUGGGUCGACACUGCGGGUACCUGGCUCUAGUGACCGCUUUGGCCUGCGGUGCUGACUGGGUGUUCAUCCCAGAGAUGCCCCCAGAGGAGAAAUGGGAGGACCACUUGUGCAGGAGGCUGGCUGAGACCAGGAGGAGUUCCCGACUCAAUGUGAUCAUAGUGGCUGAGGGUGCCAUGGACAAGAACGGGAAACCCAUCACCUCGAACCAGAUCAAACACCUUGUAUCGGAGAGGCUGGGCUACGACACUCGCGCCACAGUCCUUGGCCACGUGCAGAGAGGAGGCACCCCGUCAGCUUUCGACCGAAUCCUUGGCAGCAGAAUGGGGGUGGAGGCAGUGAUGGCUCUUCUGGAAGCUACACCUGACACCCCGGCGUGUGUGGUGAGCCUCUCUGGGAACACGGCCGUUCGACUGCCCCUUAUGGAAUGCGUGCAAGUGACGAAAGAUGUGAGCAAAGCGAUGGCCGAAGGCCGAUAUGAAGAUGCGGUCAAACUCAGGGGAAAGAGCUUCGAAAACAACUGGAACACCUACAAAUUGCUGGCUCAUAUGCACCCCCCAGAUGUCAAAAGCAACGUCAGCGUGGCCAUCCUGAACGUGGGAGCCCCCUGUGCAGGAAUGAACGCCGCUGUGCGCUCGGCCGUCAGGAUCGGAAUCACCCAGGGUCACCACAUGCUGGCCGUCCAUGAUGGGUUCGAGGGGCUUGCCCAGGGGCUGGUGAAGCCGAUCACGUGGACUGAGGUUGGGGGUUGGACAGGAAAGGGUGGCUCUAUGUUGGGCACCAAGAGAACACUGCCUGCAAAAGUUAUGGAAGAAAUCAGCUUGAACAUCGCCAAAUUCAACAUCCAUGGUCUCAUCAUUAUCGGAGGGUUUGAGGCUUUUGUUGGCGGGCUGGAGUUGUUAGCAGGCAGACAGAAAUACGAGGAGCUGUGUAUCCCAAUAGUCAUGAUCCCCGCUACUGUGUCUAACAAUGUACCUGGGUCAGACUUCAGCAUUGGAGCUGAUACAGCCCUCAACACCAUCACAUCGACCUGUGACCGGAUCAAGCAGUCGGCCGCUGGCACCAAGCGUCGCGUGUUCAUCAUUGAGACAAUGGGUGGGUACUGUGGCUAUCUGGCCACUGUGGCAGGCCUGGCUUCUGGAGCUGACGCCGCCUACAUCUUUGAGGAACAUUUCAACAUCCAUGAUCUCAAGGUAAAUGUGGAACAUCUGGUGGAGAAGAUGAAAACAACGGUGAAAAGAGGUUUGAUUCUCAGAAAUGAAAAAUGCAAUCCAAACUAUACGACUGACUUCAUCUUCAGCCUAUAUUCUGAAGAGGGGAAGGGUGUCUUUGACUGCCGCAAGAACGUGCUAGGCCACAUGCAGCAGGGUGGCACCCCCACACCUUUUGACAGGAACUUUGGCACCAAGAUGGGAGCUAAGGCUGUGCUUUGGCUGACUGACAAGCUGAAGGAGUGCUACCGACAUGGUCGCAUCUUUGCCAACACCCCAGGCUCUGCCUGUGUGCUCGGCAUGAGGAAGAGGACUCUGAUGUUCCAACCCCUCGAUGAGCUGAGGGACCAGACGGACUUUGAGCAUCGCAUCCCAAAAACAGAGUGGUGGUUGAAGCUUCGGCCCAUUAUGAAGAUCCUGGCCAAGUAUAAGAUCAACCUGGACACCUCGGAGCACGCCCACAUGGAGCACGUAAUCCAAAAGAGGAGCCCAGUCCUGAUGCCUGUUUAAGAUAUGGGAGGCAUUUUCAUGUAGCCCUGGGGUAACUUUCUCUCCCUUUCCCUUGCUCAAGGCUGGAAUCUCCUGGUUUUUCCUGUGCUUCAUCACUCUGUUUCCGAAUUCCUUACCUCCCCAUCAUAGUCACUGCCACAAAUUGUUUUACCCUACCGAUCCUCCUCUUUCCACUGUUUCCGCAAUGUCAUUCAUUAACACACAGUAUCUUCCUGAAACCAGUCCUCUUCCUCUGUCUUUCUUGCCCCUCUGUCCCAAGAGAAUGGGGGGUAAAGUGU